Paramisgurnus dabryanus is the source of this 652-nucleotide messenger RNA. RefSeq names its product cytochrome c oxidase subunit 5Ba (gene cox5ba). Gene Ontology annotation, biological process: mitochondrial electron transport, cytochrome c to oxygen. Gene Ontology annotation, cellular component: mitochondrial envelope; respiratory chain complex IV. Lineage: Eukaryota; Metazoa; Chordata; Actinopteri; Cypriniformes; Cobitidae. The record is from RefSeq and is a predicted model, not a curated record.
AUAAGCGCAUCUGACGUCAUCACCCGGAUUCCGAUCGUUUUGGGGAAGAGAAAGGAAGACAUGGCCGCAAGGUUACUGCUAAGAACCGCCGUCCGGGCCGCGACGACUUGCCGGGCCUCUCCAAUGCCCGCUCUGAGCAGAGGAAUGGCCGCCGGAGGUAUCCCGACUGAUGAGGAGCAGGCCACUGGACUCGAGAAGAAGAUUAUGCAUGGUCUCAAAACAGGCUCAGACCCUUACAGUAUCCUGAAGCCCAAGGGUUAUGCAGGGUCAAAGGCUGACCCCCACCUCGUACCCUCCGUCACCAACAAAAGAAUGGUUGGCUGUGUUUGUGAGGAGGAUAACACCGCUAUAGUGUGGUUCUGGCUCCAUGAUGGUGAAGCUCAGCGCUGUCCUUCCUGCGGCUCGCACUACAAGUUAGUGCCCCACGAGCUCCCUCACUGAGUCUGCUUUCUCCAAUGCAGCCUCGUAUCCCAGAAUUCCAGAGACGCCGUGACCUCAUUCAUGUUUGUCUUUUUGCAAAGUACAGGAGGUGCAAAUAAUUUAUCCUCCUGGUGUGGGACACAAUAUUUUAACAAUUCCUAAAAAUAACUGUUUACUUAAGUUAUUGGAGUGCACUUGUUCCAGUUACACCGAAUAAACAUGCUUACUCUGA